AUGAGCAACACCCAUCUCAGAAAACCCAUUAAACAAGUCCACAUUCCAAUCUUCACAUCCACCCUCUUCCUCCUCUCCAUGGCAACCCUGUCAUUCCUCUUCCUCUUCCUCUGUCUCUCUUUCUCCCAAUCUCACUCCUCCACCAAUCUCCGCAUCAUCCAACUAGCCUGCCAAGCAACACGCUUCCCUCUCCAAUGCCAAACCUCCCUCUCCUCACUUUCUCACUACAACCUUCCCGCUAACCCUGACCCCCUCCACAUCAUCCAUUCCGCAAUCUCCCUUUCUUCCAUUAACCUCAACGUCGCUAAUUCAAUGCUCACUUCCAUCCUAGACGCUUCCGCAGGCAACCAAACCCGCGUUAAUGUCGCCAAAAGCUGCCUCCAGGUCUUCCAAUACUCUCAUUAUCGUAUCUCUCUUGCCGUUGACGCGCUCUCGCGUGGCAGAAUCAAGGACGCACGUGCCUUUAUGACUGCUGCAUUGUCUUAUCAGUAUAACUGUUGGUCUGGCCUUAAAUACGCCAACGACACUUCCUUGGUUUUUAAAACGAUGUCGUUUCUUGAAUCUCUUACCGCCCUCUCCAGCAAUGCUCUUAGCAUGAUUCUCUCUUAUCAUCUCUUUGGUAAUGAUACUGAUUCCUGGAGGCCGCCUCGCACUGAGCGCGACGGUUUUUGGGAGGAUUCCGGGUCGGCUGUGUUCGGCCAGGGACCCUCAGUGCCCACCAAUCUUAAGCCGGAUGUUAAGGUUUGUAAGGACACUGGUAAUGGAUGUUACGGGACGGUUCAGGAAGCAGUUGAUGCGGCACCUGAUAAUAUGGACAUUGGUGGAGGGAGGAGAUUUGUGAUACAUAUAAAGAAAGGGGUUUAUGAAGAGACGGUUAGGAUUCCGUUAAGGAAGAGGAAUCUUGUGUUUUUAGGGGAUGGCAUUGGUAAGACUGUCAUCACUGGCUCUGCAAGUGUCGGACUACAAAUGGGGAUGACAACAUAUGACUCUGCCACCGUAGGGGUUGUUGGGGAUGGAUUCAUGGCCAAGGAUCUCACAAUCCAAAACACAGCAGGUGCAAAUGCACACCAAGCAGUAGCAUUUAGAUCGGACAGUGAUCUUUCUGUUAUUGAGAAUUGUGAAUUCAUAGGCAAUCAAGAUACUCUCUAUGCUCAUUCCCUCCGUCAGUUUUAUAAAUCUUGCCGUAUCAUAGGUAAUGUGGACUUCAUCUUUGGAAACUCAGCUUCAUUCUUCCAAGACUGUGAAAUCCUAGUCCAGCCUAGGCAAGCGAGGCCAAAGAAAGGGGAGAACAAUGCCAUUACUGCACAUGGCAGAACAGACCCUGCUCAGUCGACAGGUUUUGUUUUCCACAAUUGCUUGAUUAAUGGUACCGAAAAAUAUAUGGAGUUGUAUUAUGACAAGCCGAAAGUACACAAGAACUAUCUCGGAAGGCCAUGGAAGGAGUAUUCUAGAACACUUUUUAUUAAUUCAUUCAUGGAAGCCAUAAUUACACCACAGGGUUGGAUGCCAUGGAGUGGAGAUUUUGCACUGAAUACACUCUACUAUGGGGAAAUCGACAACUCUGGACCUGGUUCUAAUUUGACUAAGAGAGUGUCCUGGAGUAGCCAGGUUCCUGCUGAACAUGUGUACACGUAUUCAGUGCAGGGUUUCAUUCAAGGAGAUGAUUGGGAUAGCCGGAUCAGUUAUUAG
Molecule: messenger RNA, 1689 nt
Organism: Vicia faba (fava bean)
Lineage: Eukaryota; Viridiplantae; Streptophyta; Magnoliopsida; Fabales; Fabaceae
Source: the annotation of a GenBank genome assembly